Halichondria panicea is the source of this 3973-nucleotide messenger RNA. Its product is annotated as zinc finger CCCH domain-containing protein 13-like. Gene Ontology annotation, molecular function: protein binding; calcium ion binding; molecular adaptor activity. Gene Ontology annotation, biological process: clathrin-dependent synaptic vesicle endocytosis; endosomal transport. Lineage: Eukaryota; Metazoa; Porifera; Demospongiae; Suberitida; Halichondriidae. The transcript is spliced from 16 exons. Bases 16 to 3612 code for a protein of 1198 amino acids. Gene Ontology annotation, cellular component: presynaptic membrane; plasma membrane; cytoplasm. The record is from RefSeq and is a predicted model, not a curated record.
UUUUCAAUUAAGACCAUGGAGCAGACACGCCCACCCUUUUUCUGCAUGAGCCACGCCCCCUCUAGUUUACCGGGUGCAAUUUGCAAAGGAGCUAGCUGUGAAGUGUUGCUAUUUGCAGGCAGGCUAAAGAACUUCACUGAAGUCAAGAUAUACAUAUUCUCUCCAAGUGUGUGUCAAGUGCGUGUGAGGGAUAAGAAGUGGACCAUGACUCAGCAAGAGAAUGAGAGGUGGGACAUAACCCCAGUGGACUUCUCAGGCUAUUACACCUACUACCACAGGGUCACUCCACCAGGGCUCCUAUUAUCAGGCUCUAGAGCUAGAGAGUUCUUCCUACAAACAAAACUGCCCCCACACACGCUCAGUCAAAUAUGGAGGCUGUCAGAUCUUGAUCAGGACGGUUGUUUGAAUGCCGCUGAGUUUGCAGUGGCCAUGCACUUGAUACGAGUGGUCCUGCGAGACCACACCCCCUUGCCCGCCACUUGCCCCGCCCCCAUACAAGGGCUAGUGAAGCAGUGCAUGUAUCCGCAGCUACCAGUAGCAACUCAGGCACACCUGGACAAGUGUAGGAAGGCAUUUGGAGCUUUCUUUGAGAAUGUUGGCCAUGGAGUCAUGGGAGGGGACGCAGCACGCUACCUGAUGCUCAAGUCCAACCUCCCCAAACCUCAGCUCUACCAUAUCUGGAGACUGUCAGAUAUAGAUGGUGAUGGGAGACUGAGUUUCCUGGAGUUCACUAUUGCCAUGCAUCUCAUCUUCAUUGCCAAGCUCGGCUACACACUUCCCGUGGACCUUGACCCUAACACUAUUCUGCCACCAUCGUUUUACAAGACAUUGGAAGAGGUGCAGGACACAGCUAACAAGGGUCCAAAGGUCGCUCCAAGCAGUGGUGAACCCUUAGAGCCCUUCUCCCCACCCACCACCCCUCGUUAUAAGAGCAGCCCCGCCUUCUUUGGGGAGAACCCCUUCGUUAGUGAUGCCUUCAUCAAUAUUCCUGCCAGACAAUUUCGAGAAGGAGAAUACGAGAAAUUUGUUGGUGAUCCGUUUGAAACCACGGAUCCAUUUUCCUCCAGUGAUGACCAUCACAUCAUCAGUACCACCAGCGAGGAUUUCGUUGAGUCUCCAAACUCCCCUGACGUCUUUCAAAACAGUCACAAUACUACAACUCCUGAAAAUGAAUUCUCAAAAGAGAAGCAAACUGGAGGCUCCUUGCGUACACAGCAGUCACUCUCACAGCCAAUCAAUGCAGAGACAUCUCGUGACAGUAGUGGGCAACCCUCACCACCUUUGCAUGACAGUGGAGCAUCCGUGUCGAGUCAGACAAGCUCUAAGGAGUCGCUACAGAACAGCUAUAGUUGUGCAAGUUCACAAGAGUCACUUAAGGAUAGUUGCAGCAGCUCAAGACAUUCUCACAGAGACAGCCAUAGCUCGAAAGAAUCACUCGGGGAAAAUCAAACAAUUCCAUCUCCUUUGCUAUCAUCUCAAGAGUCUUUACAACACCAGCAGCUAGCGGCGUCUCAAGAUUCCCUCGGGAGAAUGUCCCCCCGGCUGAUAGGAUCAGACCACUCCCAACAGAGUGCCCCCUUAUCACGGCUGAGUCAGGAUAGCCUGUCACCCGUAUCCUCCCCUCGUCUCAAGGAAAGUAGAUCUGAGAGAAGUAGCACGGCUUCGUUUCAGGAGAUGGUUGUAGAGGAGAGGAUUGAGCCAGUCCUUCAGCAAGCUCAUGCAGUGGAUGUUGUGGAGUCACGUGAGGCGACCCCUAUAUCCAGUGGAGGGGGCGUGAUUCCAGAGAGUGUGAGUGAAGAACUGGAGAGCCUGUCACGCGCAUCACGACAAUUCCUACAGGAGUCCCAAAGCAAACUAGAGGAGCAGCAGCUCAAGCAACAGACCUACACUGCUGUGCCUGACCAUGCCAGCCUCAAGCAACAGACCUACACCGCUGUGCCUGAUCAUGCCAGCCUCAAGCAACAGACUUACACCGCUGUGCCUGAUCAUGCCAGCCAGACCUACACUGCUGUGCCUGGUGAGUAUCGCCAUGCCAGCCUCAAAGGUAUCUCAGCAACUAUCAAAGAAGUUGAUCAAGAGAGAACAAGCAGCUCAAGUGAACAUUCCUCUGAGGCUAAUGAUGAUCUAGACACUUUUGAUGUUAUGUCCCAGCUUGAUGACCUUGAAGCCGAGAUGAUGUCAGCAUUGGAGGACAGCGACCUCGAAUAUUUGGAUGACGAAGAUUUCCCUGAUGAUCAAGAUAUGAUUGAAGUUGGGGCUCUGGAUUUGAAUUUGGAGGGUCCAGAUUUUGUAGUGUUGCGGGAUGAUGAUAGAAAGACGCCUGUUUCGGAUGCACCCCUCACUGUUGAUGAGGCCACUCCCACUCAUGUAGACGCCACACCCACUCAUUUAGAUGCCACUCCCACUCAUGUAGACCCCACCCACACACACAUCAAUGGUGUCAGUGUCAGAGAAACGAUGAAACAAGUGAAGGAGGAACAAAUGCGAAGAAAAUCUCUCAUGCUGGAGGCUACAAUGGAUGAGUUAGACAACUUCCUCGGAGAUGAACUUGCUGACAUCAACGACAUGUUUGAAGAAUUUACAACGAAGGACAAGCAAGUGAAGGAAAAAAGACAAAAAGAAGUGCUGGAUCUGAAGCAUAUCGACGAAGAGCUCAAGUUGAAAAAUGAGGACCCCACAGCUAAAGUGCCCCAGGGAGACACUGCAGAGUCAGUGGAGAGGAUCUCCAGGAGGAGAGAAGAUGAAAGUCUGAAGCUGGCUGCACAGUGGGAGAAUGAGAUGGAGGUGCUGCAGGCUGAGAGGCUGAGGGACCAACAGAGGAGGGAUAUACUCAGAGAGGUGGAGUCAGACUCUAUUGUACAAACACUGGAUGCUGAGAUGAAGCAGCUCAUUGAGCAUGAAGAGGAAGGAGUAAGGAUUGCUCAGAGGGAGAAGGAGCUGUUAGCAGUGAGAGAGAGAGAGGAACAGGAGCGCAGGGAGAAGGAACGGCAGGAGAGACUCAGCAGGAAACAAGACAAGGAAGAGAUGACCAUUGAGGAGUGGAUAGAAUGGAUGGAAGAGAAGAAGAAAGCAGGCAUGAGUCCAGAGCAGGUGGCAGAGCUAGAGCGUCGGAAGGCUAACUGGCUCGAGCAACAGAAACAGAGGGAAGAGAAACGAAAGAGAGAGGAGGAGGAACAAUUGGCAAAGACUCGGAAAAAGAUGGAGUCUGAGUUGAAGGCAAUUCGUGAUCGUGACCGUGAGAUCAAAAGCAAUCGACUCACAAACGAAGAACUUGAAGCAAAGAGACGAGAAAAAGCUCUCAGAGAUCAGCAAGAGUCUGAACAACGAAAGGAGCGCUCAAGACAUGUCAAGGAGGCCAUGAAACAACAGGAGAUUGACGAGCUGAAGCCCAAGGCACGCUCGGCACUGGCUGCUCGCUGGGAAGAGAGGAUAAGAGCUCGUAGCGAGGGGAAGAUCACUCGCGAGGAGAAUAGGUCCACCGUGAUAACAGGGAAAGGCAUGGAAUCCCUGAAACAUGAAGAGGAGAGGAUCACUCGGCGUAUAUCUAACGGCAGACCUGUGUCUACCAGCAGUAGUGAGGGCGAUGAGAAAAAGAGGCAAUCUAUAGCUUAAACACACCAACUGUCCUGCAUGGCUUUUUAUUUCACUGGUAGAUUAAUUGUCUAAACCUCUUGUAUAGUUUUGAUAGCUCCUUUUUUCUCUAGUGCUGUUUUUGUCAAUCAUUUCAACUCAUUAUUGCAGCAGACAGCACUAGCUAUUAAUAGCUGUCUUUUGUCACCCACGUACAUAUCACAUUGACCGUGACGUUAUAUCCCCUUCCUUUUGUUUUGGUGUGGUUUGUCACUAUCAUUACGUACUUCUGCUGAUUGAAUUAUUAAUUUGCUGUAAUUAUACACUUUCUACGUACGUAUCUUGAAUAAGUAUGUGACAGACUGUAUGCACAUAUUUAAUCAAUGGUUUGGGGAUUCUUUCA